Echinostoma caproni is the source of this 129-nucleotide messenger RNA. The record is from the annotation of a GenBank genome assembly. NCBI's taxonomy places the organism in Eukaryota, Metazoa, Platyhelminthes, Trematoda, Plagiorchiida, Echinostomatidae.
GAUGCUCUACAGAAUGCUUUGUCCGGUCUAGGAAACGGUGGAGUUGAACUGUUCCCUGGGAACAGAGUUCUGGCCAUAGAAUUUGCCGGUGACAUUGCCUUGUUGGAUGAUGAUACACAGGCAGUCUAA